AUGCCGCACCACAUAACAAAUUGCGUCUUUGCGCGCACGAGCCUGACAACCUGCGACGUUUUUGUCCGAGCCUUGGCUCACAUGAGCCCAAGGGCAGAACUAUCACCCGAGGAAUUUAUUGAAGCAGCAAGUCCAUGGUUUCUGGAUACCGAAACAGUGUGGAGUAGGGUGUUCCUCACGGGCACAGGAUGAGAAGUGGGAUAGGUCCCUAAUAGCGAGAAAAAGAAAUUUAUUAUAGAUAGUUACCCUGGAUCGAAUCUGGCAAUUCCCCACAAAGGUG
This is a messenger RNA of Bipolaris sorokiniana ND90Pr, 280 nucleotides long. RefSeq lists its product as uncharacterized. Bases 1 to 192 code for a protein of 63 amino acids. Lineage: Eukaryota; Fungi; Ascomycota; Dothideomycetes; Pleosporales; Pleosporaceae. The transcript has a single exon. The record is from RefSeq and is a predicted model, not a curated record.